Molecule: messenger RNA, 957 nt
Organism: Rattus rattus (black rat)
Lineage: Eukaryota; Metazoa; Chordata; Mammalia; Rodentia; Muridae
Product: olfactory receptor 13C7-like
Exons: 1
Coding region: 1-957 (318 amino acids)
Biological process (GO): G protein-coupled receptor signaling pathway
Cellular component (GO): membrane
Molecular function (GO): olfactory receptor activity; G protein-coupled receptor activity
Source: RefSeq, a predicted model, not a curated record
AUGGAAGUGUCCAACCAGUCCACUGUAACAGAAUUUGUCCUAUUGGGCCUCUCCGCCCACCCAACGCUGGAGAAAACCUUCUUCGUGCUCAUCCUGCUGAUGUACCUGGUGAUCCUGCUGGGCAAUGGGGUCCUGAUCCUGGUGACCAUCGUCGACUCCCACCUGCACACGCCCAUGUACUUCUUCCUGGGGAACCUCUCCUUCCUGGACAUCUGCUACACCACCUCCUCGGUCCCCUUGGUCCUGGAUGGUUUUCUCACCCCCAGGAAGACCAUCUCCUUCUCAGGCUGUGCCGUGCAGAUGUUUCUGUCCUUCGCCAUGGGAGCCACGGAGUGUGUGCUCCUGGGCAUGAUGGCGUUUGAUCGCUAUGUGGCCAUCUGCAACCCCCUUAGGUACCCAGUUGUCAUGAGCAAGGCUGCCUAUGUGCCCAUGGCCAUCAGCUCCUGGGUGGCUGGAGGUGCCAACUCCAUGGUGCAGAUCUCCCUUGCUGUGCAGUUGCCUUUCUGUGGGGACAAUGUUAUCAAUCAUUUCAUUUGUGAGAUUUUGGCAGUCUUAAAGCUGGCCUGCGCGGACAUCUCCAUCAAUAUCAUCAGCAUGGGGGUGGCCAACGUGAUCUUCCUGGGGGUCCCAGUUCUGUUCAUCUUUGUCUCCUACAUCUUCAUCCUCUCCACCAUCCUGAGGAUCCCCUCUGCUGAGGGGAGGAAGAAGGCCUUCUCCACCUGCUCUGCCCACCUCACUGUGGUAAUCAUUUUUUAUGGUACCAUCCUCUUCAUGUACGGGAAGCCCAAGUCCAAGGACCCACUGGGGGCAGACAAGCAGGACCUUGCAGAUAAGCUCAUCUCCCUCUUCUAUGGACUUCUGACUCCCAUGUUGAACCCCAUCAUCUACAGCCUGAGGAACAAGGACGUGAAGACUGCUGUAAGGGACCUGGCAAGUCACAGAUGCCUCACCCAGUAA